Messenger RNA from Girardinichthys multiradiatus, 4986 nucleotides. It is a transcript of the gene arhgap17a, whose product is annotated as Rho GTPase activating protein 17a. Lineage: Eukaryota; Metazoa; Chordata; Actinopteri; Cyprinodontiformes; Goodeidae. Gene Ontology annotation, molecular function: GTPase activator activity; protein binding. Gene Ontology annotation, biological process: regulation of actin cytoskeleton organization; positive regulation of GTPase activity; signal transduction. The transcript is spliced from 21 exons. The record is from RefSeq and is a predicted model, not a curated record. Bases 1049 to 3667 code for a protein of 872 amino acids. Gene Ontology annotation, cellular component: intracellular anatomical structure; cytosol; cytoplasm.
GUAAGUCCAAAUAAAAUGGGAAGAUUGUAAAAGGAAAACCUAAGAACAGACUAAGGAAGACAUAACGACAGAAAACUCAAAGCAGGAAGCCUUUAAAAUAAAAAAUAAUGCACAUGAAAAAACAAACAGAAAUCAGUGGAAGAAACUGAUGGAUUUAUGACAGAAAAGUCACAUGUUAACCAUCAACAAACAGAAGAAAAGAAGCUUCUAGGUAGAAAUGUUUCCCAAUAUGUCCACCUGAAAGGGACCCAACCUGAGACUAGCAGGGUGUACCUAAUAAAGUGUUUCUCCUGUAAGGAGGUUCUAUAAAAGAACCAACCAUUCAGUGCCAGUGGAUAAGAAGGUUCGGUUCUGUGUUUUUAUGACUUGGGUCCAGCGGCACUGCUCUUUUAAAACCUAGAACUUUGUUAGAUUCUGGUGGUAUUUCUCAUCCCAGCUGUCUAUGGGCAGCGCAGUGGGUCAUAUUUAGGUGCAUCAACUGCUGUAGGCUUCUUGCUUUGCUUUAGUUUCACUUAUGCUUGAAUAGUUUCUCCUGCUGGAGUCCAGUGGGAGGAGGUGCUGCUUGCAUGGCUGGCUGGCAGAUGCUGAGGAGUACCGACGUUACUUCCUGCGGCAGAGGGAGAGGCAGACUCGGCUCGGCGCUGGAAGAAGCCCCCCUCACGGAUUAGCUCUUCGGCUAACGGUCAGGACAGCAGCCAUGAAAAGCCGCUGGAGCCAGUGAAAGUUAGGCGCCUCUUACUUCUGGACGUUAAUGUUCAUAGAAAACCCAAAAGGAGGUUCUGUUACCAUGCCGUCGCCCAAAGAGGAAACUUUUCCCUAGAUUUUCUUCUUUUUUGAGCGGAAAGGGCUAGCUCAGGUGCUACUAGCAAGGCUACAAACUAUUUCUAAUUGCCUUUCGGCUCCAAUGGCUCUCGCUUGUUUUUCCCUGUCAUAGCGACGGCUGGGCGGACUGGGAGAGGUCCUGGAAGACGGACUGGGAGCUUCAUGACAAGCCAAAGCCUGGUGUUGAAGCACAACCUCGGAAGACUUGGCUGGCGGAGGAGCGAAAAUGAAGAAGCAGUUCAAUCGGAUGAAGCAGCUCGCUAACCAAACGGUUGGCAGAGCAGAGAAGACAGAAGUCCUCAGUGAUGAUCUCCUGCAGAUUGAGCGCCGCAUGGAGUUGGUGCGUGUCGUCUCCCACAACACGCACAAAAAGAUGGUGUCGUGUCUGCAGGGACACAUCGGUGCAGAAGCCGAGAAGAGACACUCUGUACCACGCCUCUAUACAGGAAACGGUCAGAAAAAGCUUCCUCUCACCGCUCUGUCCCAGGCAAUGAUGGAAGGAGGAAACCAGCUGGGAGAAGAGUCUUUGAUAGGGAAGAUGAUGGAGGUGUGUGGAGAGGCGGAGAAUCGUCUGGCAACGGAGCUGAUGCAACAUGAGCUGCAGAUGGAGAAGGAGGUUCUCGACCCACUCAGCCAGCUUGCAGAGGUAGAAAUUCCCAACAUCCUAAAGCAAAGGAAGCAGCUGUCCAAGUUGGUGCUGGACUACGAUUCUGCCAGAGCGAGGUGGUUGCAGGCAACCAAGUCAAUAAUCUCAGGAACAAACACUCAAGCACUGACGGCCAAGGCUGACCUGCUCAAGGAGGAGGUGGAUGAGGCCAUGAACAAAGUAGAACUUUGCAAGGACCAGCUUGCUGCAGACAUGUACAGUUUUUUCUCUAAAGAAGGCGAUUAUGCCCACUACUUUGUAACGCUCUUAGAGGCUCAGGCUGAUUACCACAGAAAGUCUCUCACUGUUUUGGAGAGUGUUCUGCCCACCAUCCAGGCUCAGCAAGACUCUUGGAUGGAAAAACCUGCAUUUGGAACAGGGUUGGAUGAUCACCUGAAGAGGAGUGGAAGAGAGAUCGCUCUGCCCAUAGAGGCCUGCGUCAUGAUGCUUCUGGAGACCGGCAUGAAGGAAGAGGGUCUAUUCAGGAUCGCAGCUGGGGCCUCCAAGCUAAAGAAGCUAAAGGCAGCACUGGACUGUUCCACUUCACAGCUGGAAGAGUUCUACUCCGACCCCCACGCUGUCGCUGGAGCUCUGAAGUCUUACCUGCGGGAACUCCCUGAACCUCUGAUGACCUAUCAGCUUUAUGAUGAAUGGAUCCAGGCCUCCAGUGUGUCAGACCCAGACAAACGGCUGCAGGCUCUUUGGGUUGUUUGUGAUCAGCUACCAAAGAACAACAAGAACAACUUAAGGUAUCUGGUUAAGUUUUUAGACAAACUAGCUCAGGACAGUGAGGUGAACAAAAUGACACCGAGCAAUAUUUCCAUCGUCCUGGGACCCAACCUGCUGUGGGCCAAGACUGAGGGGAGCCUGGCUGAGAUGGCUGCAGCUACUUCUGUGCACGUGGUGGCCAUUAUCGAACCCAUCAUCCAGCAUGCUGACUGGUUCUUUCCUGAGGAUGUGGAGUUUAAUGUUUCUGGCAUGUUUGUGAUGCCAACACCUGCAUCCAACCACAAUCACCCAGAUUAUGACUGCAGCACCAUAGAGAGGAAGAGGCCCGGCAGUAUGGUGGGACCAGAGAACGAUGCAGCACGCAAAGACAACACCUCUAACAAGCACUCGGACCACACCCUUCGUAGAGGCAGUAAUACCCUAGGUAGAAAGCAGCACACCUCACCUGCCUUCCAGCCUCCUUUACCCCCUGUGGAGGCUCAGGUGCCGGGACACGGGGCCACCCAGGCCCCUCAGUCCUUGGCUGAAGCCCAGCCACAACCUUCAGCAGGGGGUUCAGGGCAGGACGCUACCCAGUAUAGCUUGGUUCAGGGUCUGGCUGCUCUCGCUGCUGCUCAGCAGCUUCUAGCCCAGCAUACAGAGGAACUCAGCAACCCAAAGCUGCGGGAUUCGGCACCAGCGCCCACGCCGGUGCCUCAGAGGAAUGGUUCUGGAGGAGGUGGGUCAUCUGGAACGUCUGGGACCGGAUCCAUGGGGCCUAGUCCACACAUGAUGCGACGAGGUACCAAGAAGCAGGCUCCUGCACCUCCCAAACCAUCCAACCCUCCACCCGGCCAGCCUCUUACCUCUGUCAACUACCCCUCAUCUUCUGGGUCAUCCCAGUCUCUCAGCCCCACUUCUAGACCCCUGUCCAUCCACUCUCCCACCUCACCCGCCUCUCCCACCCAGCAGCCGUGCGCCACGCCCAGGCGCCACUCCAACAACCAACCUCCAAUCCACGCUCCCAACCAUCCACCCCCAGAGCCUCCGACACAUCCCAGCCCUCUGGCCACCCAGCCCUGUGGAGACCAGCACUGCAUGGAGCCCUCACCUCCAGGCACCCCGACCCCUCCAGACACCCCUCCCCCUCCCACUGCUGCCACCACGAGCCAGGAUGCCGGCGCUCCUCCGUCCCAGUCUCCCUACCAGUCCGGUUCCCUUCCCCGACCGCGUCCCGUUCCCAAACCUCGGAACAGGCCCAGCAUCCCGCCGCCGCCGCAGCCCUCCGCCCUGAGCAGCGAGUCCAAUGGGCUCUGUGCCACUGCCUACAAGAUGAUUGACCCGGCGAUACCUUUAAAGGGACUUGGUCGGGCUUUGGUGCCUGAGCUUGCUGUAGACCAGCAGCCAAUGACAGCUGCCUCCUCCUCCUCUUCCUCUUGCCUGCUUCUUCACAAAGACUGCGACCUGGACACUGAGAGCACAGCUCUAUGAGGACAAGAAGAUGACCUAAAGGGUCCAGUACACCGGCUCUCAUCAUUUCCUGUUUCUCUACAGCUCAAAUCUGCGUCUGAUGAAGGAUGUGUCAUACUGCCCCCUUCUGGCUGCUGUCAUGUAGGACACCUGGAGAAGUGUCUUCAAGCCAAAGUUUCUGUUUGUAUAAAUCAGAAAAUGAUGACGUAGCAGCUUCUACCCAAUGAUAUAUGUCACAUCUCCAGGUUCAGGUAGACGUUUCCAGCUCCUACACACACACACAGUUUAUUGGCUCAUCCUUGUGAAUUAGCUCGAGACAAUCAAGUACCAGCAGCGUUGGGUUUGAACUGAUGGGUCUCCAUGUUUUCUAUAAAAGACAGCCUCAGAACAACAAGUUAAAGUUGUUUCUGCAGCUCAGAGCAGAAGAAGGUGUGAAGGUGUUUCUAGUGAACAAGGUGACUGCUGGUUUUCAGUCAUCAGUCUCCGUUCCCCCUCUAUGUUUGUAUUUAUUCAGUGGAUUGAGAACACACACACACACACACACACAUUCCCUGUUGCUUGACAUGAUGCAGUUCAGUGUAAAUCAUGCCUUAUGGGUUCUGACAGAACCACAAUGAACUGUAGCUCUUAGUGUUUCUCACAAUCUGCCUUGGUAUCACUUCAAGCUUCAGGGACAUGAGGACGGUGGUUUGAUCCCCUUCAGCAGAAGUCAUGUAAUCUUUUUGUAUUUUCAUGUGUUUUGGGUUUUCUCGGGUCAAUCGGCCUCCCAGCCUGAACGCAGCAGUCAGUAUUUUUGCCUUUCUGCUGCACGGUCUGCAUCAGAGUGAAUGUUCUUACCUGCCUCUUCAUCCUGAGCAGGAAGAUGCAGGAGCAGCUGAUUUUGCACAGAAUAAAUGAGAUGUUUCUGGAGAAACGGUGGUUGAUGUUCUCCUGUCUUCCCCUCUGAGCUGAGAGGACAUGCUGCACUGAAAUCUCGGUAAUGAUGCAGGGUUAGAUUCUGCCAGGUCACAUUUUUUUAAAGGUUGCUUUGCUGCAUUUGUUUGUGUGUGCAAGCCUUGUUCUGUUUGGGCUCAGACAGAAGGUAGAGUUCUGUUCUGUCAGAACUGAACCAUUAUGGUAAAUGAGGAGACGGUGUUGGAUGCUGCAGCUGCCUCCCUGUUUCCUCUCUUGUACCUCGCUGCCUUUUCCAGGCUUCGCUGUUGCUCUUCAAGACAAAUGAUGAUGAUGAUGUAGCAUUUCAAGCUCUACGUUUUUCUAUGUUUGCUGUCUGAGCUUAAAUAUGGAAGAAAUUCUGUAAUAUGAAAGCUUCCCAAAGAAAAUAAAGCAUAUGAAGAUAAAAA